This is a messenger RNA of Ilex paraguariensis (yerba mate), 972 nucleotides long. The record is from the annotation of a GenBank genome assembly. Lineage: Eukaryota; Viridiplantae; Streptophyta; Magnoliopsida; Aquifoliales; Aquifoliaceae.
CUUUAGUGAAUUUCACAAACUCUCUCUCCUCUUAUUGGUCUUGUCGCUGUUUCUCCAUCUCGCUCACUUCUCUGUCUAUCUCUCUUUCUCUUCCGGCCGACAGCACCACCACCCACCAUCACCGUCUCAGUCGGUGAAGAGUGGACGGCAACUGAGUCCGUGGCUGUGAAAAGUGGACGACUAUUGAUUUUGAGGGGCUUUUAUGGUAUGCAGUGAUGACAACUGUUGAGACAGCAAUGAAUCAGCCUAAAAAUGCCAGUAGUAUAGAAGCUACAGCGGCUUCCACGUUUCAGAACUCUGCUGCAGGGUUCAAAAGAUGGGGAAGGAAAUCACCAUUUGUUAGAUAUGGCGUUCCUAUGAUUUCACUCACUGUGUUUGGAGCACUUGGUCUUGGCCAUCUCUUGCAAGGCAGCAAGGAUAUUGCUAAGGUGAAAGAUGACCAGGAGUGGGAGAUCAUUGAGACAAGAAAAGCAUUGUCAAGAACAGGACCUGUAGAAGCAUACAAGCCGAAAAAGAUUUCUCUGGAAGAAGAGCUGAAGGCUUUGCAAGGGAAGGUUGACAUUAACAGUUAUGAGUACAAGAGAAUUCCCAAGCCAAAUGAGGUCAAGUGAGGAUAGAAUAGAGUUAUUGCAAAAUCUCUUUGUUAUUUUGUUGAAAGGUUUCAGGGUACUCCCCUAUCCGCGUGCUAGUGACUCAACUGAACAAACUUACGACGAGUUAUAAAAGAAUGUCUGCUAUUUCUUUGCUUUUUUACCCCCCCUUGGCAAUGGUAGUUGAACUGUAGUUGUACCAUUGUAGCUGAUGAGAAGCCGUAUUUAUUUUUAUAUAAUUUCAUUUUGAUGCCUAUGAAUAUCCAGUAUUAAUUGAAUUAAGGACAAUAUUGAAUGAGGAAAGCCAAUGAUCGUGAGUGACAAAAAACCUUUUCAUUCCAUUUUUUGUUUUGUUUUCAUUUUCUUUCUCUGUAUAAAUGAU